Ictalurus furcatus (blue catfish) is the source of this 3734-nucleotide messenger RNA. RefSeq names its product tsukushi small leucine rich proteoglycan homolog (Xenopus laevis) (gene tsku). Bases 819 to 2171 code for a protein of 450 amino acids. Gene Ontology annotation, molecular function: protein binding. Lineage: Eukaryota; Metazoa; Chordata; Actinopteri; Siluriformes; Ictaluridae. Gene Ontology annotation, cellular component: extracellular matrix. The record is from RefSeq and is a predicted model, not a curated record. The transcript is spliced from 2 exons.
ACAGUAGGUAUGGGCUCUGACACCUUCUGUCAGAUGUCAGAAAAGUGAAAAGUUCAUGAGAGGGGUGGGAGAGGUCAUCCAUAAUACUGCUGGCCUCAAAUAAUGGAAAUCAAAUGAAUUCAUGCUAGUUUAAAACUUUCGAUUUAAAUAAAGUGUGAUGAGGGAUUUUUACAGCCUUAAAGUGCACCUAUUAUGUUUUGUUUUUUUUCCAAAUAUUACCUUUCAUGUAGUGUGUUAUAUACGUAGCUGUUUAAAAAAAAUCAAAGCGCACGACAAACGGCGUUAUCGACUCCCAUAAGAAGGAAACGCUUCUGAACAGCUGAAACGAGUCGUUAGUAAUUCCAGAUUUUACUUCCUGUACUAACCUACGUAGGUUUGAAACAUGUUUCAUCGGCUGCUCGAACAACCAGAGCUGAAACUCAUUAUGGUAGUGGGCGUCUCCUUUUCCCAAAACACUGACAGCUCUAAACCAAUCACAACAGAGACAUAUAACCAAUCAGAGCAGAGUAUGCUCUCUGAAAGGAGGACUUUCGAACGAAUCAUUUAACGAGUCGUUUGUGACACUGGUGGGGGGGAGUUAAUGCUGCAGUUUAAAUUACGAGCACAUUAACCUGUUUUUUAACCUCGGAUGCAUGUAAAUCUAUUGUAUGAGACCUUUAAAGAAAAUGAGGCGCGUUUCAAAAUCAUAACAGGUUGCGCUUUAAUACCUGUCCAUUAGAGAAAUGAAAAAAAAAGAGACUCGUUUGGGAGUUCUGAAUCGAUUCCUGGGAGUCGGCUUUGAAAGAGUCGUUUUAGGCAUGACUCGCUCCUGAUUGGUCAUGGAUAGGAGGCAGGGUGAGGCUCGAGCUGUGGAGCCAUGUCCUCCUCUCCUCACACUCAGGCGGCUUGUUCUCCUCUUCUCUAGUCUGAGUUUCUUAUCUUCCUGUGUGCAAACUUUUAAAGAAAGACGACGUGCUGAUUCGGAAUGCAGACAUCUUCACCGUGGUGAUAAGAGACAUGUGAAGGACGUCGGAGCUUUGAGAGAGAGAGAGAGAGAGAGAGUUAAAAUGUUUGCCAGAGUCGAGUCCAGUGCUGGAUCUUCUUUUGCAGAGAAAGUAAAUGUGGAGUCACAGCGCGUGAGCAUCAUGGUGGCCUUCCUGUGCCUCAGCCUGACCUCUCUGCUUGCCCUGGUCACGGCAGGAGGGGUGAAGAACUGCCACCCGAAGUGCCGCUGUGAGGUGGAGAGCUACGGCCUGUUCGACAGCUUCAGCCUCACCAAGGUGGACUGCAGUGGACACGGACCGGACGCCACUCCCAUCCCCAUUCCUCUAGACACGUCGCACUUGGACCUGUCCCACAACUCCAUCAGCUACAUCACCGACUCCAUGCUGUCAGGACCCGGAUACACGACUCUGGUCAGCUUGGAUCUCAGCAAGAACCUCAUAUCACGAGUGAGCUCCAAGGCCUUUAACAAACUGCGCUACCUGGAGACCCUGGACCUCAGCCAGAACGUUCUGGAGAACCUCAGCGAUGGAUGCUUCUCCGGUCUCCCCUUAACCGAAGUGGAUCUCAGCGACAACAGAUUUCGCGAGUUCGACCUAAACGUUUUCAACACACGAGGCCCGGAAACCCCUAUCAGCGUAGAUCUUUCUAACAACCUUCUCAGCGCGAUCUCGAGAAACCCUCGCCUCCAUGCGCCGUACAUCAAGAGCCUGAUGCUGGCAGGCAAUCAGCUCAGGACAGUGCCCAGACUUGCAGGAAUUCCCUUGCAGUAUUUGAGCCUGGAUGGAAAUCUUAUCCGCAGCAUCGAUGAAGGAGCCUUCGAGGAGCUGACGGAUCUCGUCUAUCUCACUCUCAGCGGCCUCCCCGAGCUGUCCGUCAUCCAUCCGAACAGCUUCAGAGGCCUGAGGAAUCUCCAAGUCCUGGACCUUUCAAACAACUUUCAGCUCAGGACUUUGGGUCCAGAUGUGUUUAAUGGGCUGAGUGCUUUACAGGAGCUCAAUCUGUCCAAAUCGGUAGCCACUCCGUUACCUGUGACCAUCUUUAACAACAUGCCAAGUAUUAAAAGUGCGACUCUGGGGCCAAAUAUGCAUUGCUGGAAAACUCACAAGCAAGGACAGUUUCACAGGCAGAUAGGACAAGCGAAAGCAAACGACAUUUUGACCUGUGAUGUUCCAGGAAUCAUAUUGUAAAAAAAAAAAAAAAACUUCAAAACACACUAAAUAUUGUAUUUUUUAUUCUUUAGUGCCUUAUUUCUCUGCGACUGAUAUUCUCACUUUGACUCCUUCAUCGGGCCUCGUUUAUUCAUACGUCAAUGUUUUCAUAGACCAAACUGAUUCAGAUUCGUGACAGAUUUAUAAAUGUUUCCGUAACGCCGAUGUUCUUCACCCUCCCGCGUACGUCGAGAAAUAUCAAUCAGCCGUAAACAACAAGUACAUCCGCGGCACAGAUUAUUUCCAUUUAGCCACGCCCCAGAAUCUCCAUCAAAAGGCGAAGCUCACAGAGACGACUUAAACGAUCAAAGUGUGCCUCCUAAAUCUUCCAAUAAUGCAGCUUAGCCACUGCAGAGCAUCGGCUACCGUGACAAACACUACUGCACCACUUCCUGCUUAGGACACCAUUACGUUUGUCCUAGUUGAAUGGCUAGGGUUAUUUCUCUUAAUUUAUACAUAGCUUUCUUUCAAGUGAACAUUUUCACUAAAUUGGUGAUUUAAACUUCUUUAGUGUAAUCUGUAUAUAACGUUGUAGUGUCUCGGCGGAUGUAAGAUUUGAUAUUUGAUGAGAUCAGUCAGUUUCCUUAUGUAAAUUAGUAAAAUUUUCAUUUUCAUGAAUUCCAAAUUGUCCUGUUAAAGACGUCCGAAUCGGUUCAUCCUUAUCGCUUUCGCUAAAUGAGGCCCAGUCGAGGUUUUUGCACAUGAAGCCAACCGAUAUUCAUGAGUUUAUACAUUUUCAGUCUAUUUUUCUACAGAUUUAUAUUUAUAGUAUUAAGAGUUCAUUAGGAGCUCAUAUGCACUUUAAGUAGACCUGGCCUUUCUGUUCUUGUUACAUUCGUUUAAUCCUUUAAUCCAGGUAUUUAGCCGCUUGCGUUUCCUCACAUUUCUUUUAAAUAAGGGGCUGUGUUUUUUUUUUGUUGUUGUUUUUUUUUUUUUUUAUUACAUUCCGUGCAUUACACUUUGGAUGUGCCUGAGGCAACUUCGAGAACCACUUUAUACAUUCUAACCAAAGGGGAAUGAAAUCUCAGUGCCUUAAUGUGACGCCGUGCACGUGUUUCAGCCUGCUAUGGGCUUACGGUACCGAUGGAUAUUUCAAGCAUUUGCACGUUUCAGACUUUGGGAAGAAAAGUAACGACUGGAGUCAGGUUCCAUCCCUCUUCAUAAAACUCGACUCCCGAUCUGGCGAACCGGCCGACGAGCCGAAAUGGCGAACCGUACGUUGAGGAUCAUUUAAAACGUGCACUCUGUUUCUAACAUCAUUUUAAGCUCAUGGCAUUUAAUCAAACGUUUAAUCUAAUCGUGCAUUUCAAGUCCAAAUCAUAAUGGACCUGGGUCAAAAAUGUUUGUUUUGCACUUUAUCACCAUACAAAAUGAUCAAUUAAAAUAACAAUUGUAAUUUUGGGUUUUGUAUAGAAUUGUACAUUUGUACCAAACACUACAUUUUUAUGGUUAAAUAAACUUUUUUUUUUUUUUUUUACGUCGUCUUACGUGAGUCACUUUCUCAAACGCCUCGUUUAUGCACUUCUACACGAUCCCGUCGUA